Messenger RNA from Nymphalis io (European peacock), 2216 nucleotides. RefSeq names its product serine protease inhibitor 77Ba-like (gene serpin-4). Gene Ontology annotation, molecular function: serine-type endopeptidase inhibitor activity. The transcript has a single exon. NCBI's taxonomy places the organism in Eukaryota, Metazoa, Arthropoda, Insecta, Lepidoptera, Nymphalidae. The coding region runs from base 311 to 1546 and encodes 411 amino acids. The record is from RefSeq and is a predicted model, not a curated record.
UAACACCAUUUAAAUCAAUUCGAUAGCUUCACAACAUUUAAAUCAAAGACUGAUAAAUAAACGAACAGAAAAAUUAGAACCGGUUUAAAUUAUACAUAGGGUUUUCCCAGUUGACGAUUGCUGACCGUGACGUCUGCUACACAGUCGCAGACGGAGUACAUUAUAGUGUAGUCAAUUCUCAAUUGGCCAGUCUCGUUUGUGAUGCCUUUAACAUGAGUUACGCGAACUAAAAAACAAGUCUUUUUUUAUAAAUAACAACAGAAAGAAAUUUUAUUGUAUUUUUUUGUUUUAAAUUCAAAUAAAUAUCAAAAUGCGUGAUCCAAUAAUAUUAUUGUGUUUAAUUUUUUUAACUAUGUGCGGCAGUCAAAAUCCAGUUGAAGUGACAAAUAAAAGCCUUCAUUCAGGGUUGACGGAAAAAAUUGGAAAUUUUUCCAUGGAAUUACUUUAUUUUACGGCGCAAUCGCAACCUCCAGGUACAAAUUUGAUUAUUUCACCGAUUACAGUGUGGACUGUGUUGGCUGUGAUAACAGAAGGUGCAACUGGCGAAACUCUUAAACAAAUCUGUAAGGCUCUUCGGAUAUUACCAAAACGCAGAGCAGCUAUCAGAAAAGAAUAUCAAAAUAUCGCUCAAUGGCUCCAAGUUAAUACAACUACAGUGGAACUACAAAAGUUCAACGCUUUAUUUGUAGAUGAAAAAAGUUCUCCUUUAAUUGAUUUUCAAAGUGCAGCAAAAGAGUAUGACACCAGAAUGAUAGGUGUUAAUUUUACAGAUUCUAAUGUAACAUCACAAUUAAUUAAUGCAGCGGUAUCAACUGUUACAAGAGGUCGAAUACCCAAGCUGGUAGAAAGCAGUGACUUGGAUAAUUCAAAUUUAAUUUUAAUAAGUGCAUUAUAUUUUAAAGGACAAUGGACAGUACCAUUUAACUCAUCAUAUACAAAACCAGAAACAUUCUAUGAUAGUCAUGGAAAUAGAUUGGGACAGGUCAACAUGAUGUACAAUCGGCAUACAUACCCAUAUGCUAAUAUAGAGUCCUUGCAAGCUCGUGUAAUCGAGAUUCCUUAUGGACAAUAUAAUCGUUUGUCUAUGCUUAUCAUGUUGCCAUAUACCGGUGUGUCAAUAAAUCAAAUGUUUUAUAAUUUAGCGAACAUCUCAUUAGAUGCUGUGUUCGAGGAAUUAAAAGUAUCAGUAGAAGACUAUGCUGAUGAUGAAGUUGACUGCUUUAUACCCCGAUUUAAAAUAGUGUCGAGUCUCACCUUAAUGGAUUCACUUAAAAAAAUGGAUAUCAAGGAUUUAUUUGACCAAAGAAAAGCAAGAUUACCAUUAAUGACCCGUGUCCCUGUUUAUGUUUCUAAAAUUAUACAUAAAGCAGAAAUAGAAGUAACGGAAGAAGGAACCACUGCAUCAGCAGUAACUGGUGCAGAAUUUUCUAAUCGUAUUGGCAUUACACGGUUUGAAGCUAACAGACCGUUCUGCUACUUGAUCAUAGAAAAAGUGACUAAUUCAAUAGCAUUUGGUGGUUUCUACCACACUCCAUCAUUGUAUUGAUCAAAUAAAGUACAUUUAAACAUUUUAAAGAGAGCUGUGCAAGUUGUGGUUGAUAUUUUGUAUUGAGUUAACUUUAGUAAUACAAUAUUGUAAUAAUAUUAAUAAUAUUAAUAUUUCAUGGUAUGUUUAGAAUCUACUAUGUUACUUACUAUAUUGAAUCUCUAUUUCAUUAUUUGUCUAGACAAAGCUUCUGUAUACACGAUACUUCAACAAAAUUAUCAGCCAAUUUUUGGCUCAUAGCUUUGUUAAAUUUUUGUUUAAAGUAAACAUACACAUGCAGUAGGUACAAUGGAAAAAAACUAAAACAUUCAAUUUAAUUGAGGACAUAGAAGAUAGUAAAUUGACAUCACUCGGCUUGACCAUUAUGUAUGCAUGUAGAGCAUAUUAUGUAAAUAUAGAAAAUACACAUAAUGGUAUGCGUCCCAGCUAUUUAUGUUUGUUCUAUUUAUAUUGUGAUUGAACUACAACACUAAGCAAAUUAACAAUAAAAGCUUAUACUAUAUAUUUUUAUAAUUUAGAUUCUAAUUUCAAAAGUUACCUAUAUUAAAAUACAUGUAUUUCUAAAACAUGCGAUCUUAUAGCGUAAACAGUUAUAUUCAUUCUAAACAAUAAAAUUACUAUAUUAUGCAUUAUAAAAAAAAAACUAGAUGGCUAACAAUUGACAUGUUUU